ACAUGACAAAGAUGACUUGUUUUGAUAAGUCAAAUAUGACGUCAAAAUCACCAAGGAUUCGUUCUCAAGGACAUGCUAACAUGCCAUUUGGGAGAUCAGCUAACGAAAUCCUUUUUCAUUUAAAUAAAGAGUAACCCAAUUUCAAUUCAAUUAAAUAACUUGAGAAUCAAGUUCUCUAUUUCCUACCGAGUUAUGGAUUAGGAAAUAGGAAAGUCCUUAGUAUUUAGGAGUUAUCUAAAUAUCUUAUAUUUAAUGUGUUUAGGACUUUAGAUAUAUAAAUAUCUUAUAGUGUCUAUCAUCACUCCCAGUACAAACUUGGUGCUUCGUGGUAAUUUCUAAACCUGAAAGACUCUUCCUUUUUCUCUCUCUCGAUCUAUGCAUUCACUUCACAGUCUUCAUCUCAGUUUCCUUCCUUUGUUCCCUAAAAAACUUCUAAAGCUCAUUUUAAUAAGACUUAAUAAACUAACAAGAUUUUGAGAAUUCUAUUCGGGAGGGGAGACAUGAUCCAAGGAAUUACUGAACAAGAUAUUGAAAAAGCUGAAAGCCCCAAUAAAGAUGUUGAAAAAGCUAAUAGUUCAAGGAAGCCAAAAGUUACCGAACAAGAUAUUGAUGAAGCAGAGAGUUCAAACAAGCAUGAAAUCAGUUACCAAGAUGAUGAUGAGAAGUUUGCAGAAAUAUUAGCAAAGAUGAAUAUGCUCAUUCAUAUUGGUGCAGAAUCUCCGAAGUUUCAAAGAAAAGGGGAAGGUUCGUGUAGCAUAUUCAAGAUUCCCCAAAGCCUGAAGAAGAACCAUCACAAGGGCUAUGAGCCUGAGAUAGUGUCAAUAGGUCCUUACCAUCACGGGAAAGAGCAUCUCCAAAUGCUCGAGGAGCAUAAACAUCGUUAUUUGAAACUUUUCCUUGGUGAGGCAAAAGAUGGUGUCGAUACCAACACUUUGGGUAGAAAAAUAAUUCAAAUGGAGACAGCUAUCCGGAACUCUUACUCUGAGAAGCUAGUAGUUAUAAAACCGGAAUUCCUCAAAAUGAUGCUCCUCGAUGGUUGUUUCAUUCUUAUGUUGUUCUUCUUCAUAUCAAGACACGUUCUCUCAAGUAAGAAGUCACCAAAUGAUCGUAUUCUGACAACGCCAUGGAUCCUCUCCACCAUCCGGAGUGAUCUUCUGCUUUUGGAAAAUCAGGUUCCUUUAAUUCUUCUCAACACACUUUUGAAAGAAUCAAAAAUAUCUGUAAAUCUGGAGAAACUUGCAUUCAAGUUCUUUAACCUUUCAGUGGCUGAGAAAACAAAAUCUCAGAACCUUGAAGCACAACAUUUGCUUGAUCUGAUUCGUAAGAACUUCAUAAAUGGUACUUCUCAGAGUCCUGAGAAAGGACCAUCAAAUUCUCAUUAUGAUGAUUCGAGACUGAUCCUUUCAGCAAAUAGACUACGCCUCCAGGGAAUAAAAUUUAAGGCUUCUCAUUAUCAACCUUCUUCAAAGAAAACUAGUGGCUAUGUCCCGAGAAGAAGCUCGCGGGAAGAAACAAUACUGGAUAUAAAACUAAACGGAAAUGAGCUUCACAUACCACCAAUAGUGUUUGAUGAAUUCAUCAGUUCGGUCUUGCUAAACUGUGUUGCUUUUGAGCAGUUAUCUACAAAGUGUUCCAACAAUAUAACCAGCUAUGUGGUUUUCAUGGGAUGUUUGAUGAAUGACGAAGCAGAUGCUACCUAUCUUAGUGAGAAAGGAAUCAUACAAAACUAUGUUGGUAAUGGGAGUGACGUCUCUCAAUUCUUCAAAUUCAUUUGCAAAGAUGUUGCCUUCGACAUGAGUAAUAGUUACUUGAAAGAAGAGUUCGAGGGGAUUAACAAUUACACUUCAAACAGAUGGAAUGUGGAGUGUGCAAGGUUCAAGCACCUUCACUUUGAUUCUCCUUGGACUGUUCUAUCAUCUUUCGCUGUUUUGGCAGCUAUUUUGCUUUCAAUACUCCAGACUAUUUUCGGAGGCCUCAGUUAUCUUCAUCAUUGUAAGUAACCAUUUGAUAAAGGCAUUUGAAUUUCAGUUGACUUGUAAACAUAACUGUGAUCUUUCGCAGUAAAGCGUCAUAGUCAUAACUGUGAUCUAUGUUUAUAUAUUUUAUGUAUAGUGUCUGCCAUUGUCUGCACUCAUUUAUAGUGAGUCUUUAUAAACAUGAACUGUAUUUAAAUUUUUAUUAUUUGUCUUGUUUUAUAAUAUAGCAUUUUGUUUUCUCUGCGUGAAUGAUCUGGAACUCCUAAUAACUUUGAUUGUAAAGCUCAGAUCGCCUAUAGCUAAUGGCGUCUCUAUACUCGGCUUUGCACCUUAAUCCAUGCAAUUGCUGGUGGUUGAAUUUUUCAAAUGCUCGAAAGACUUGUUUACUAAUACUGCAACUACAACGUGAUAUUUCUGUGACAUCCUGACCCAGUAUAAUUGAAAUAGUCGGCGAUAUCAGGACACUUAUCUCCAGCUACAAAGACUGAAACAAUGUCUUUAACAAAGUAGGAUUACAUGACGCGUUUGACAAAAACCUAUCAAUGUGAACCGAAUCUUGAAAAAGAAAAGGAAGGAGGGUGAACAUUUUAACAAAAGCUCAAUGAGGGAUGCUCUACGAGCCCCAAAAUCAUUACCCAACAUUCACCAUACAACAUAACAAAAGCUCUACCUAGAACAUCCAAAAAAUCAAAAGCAAUCACCAAGAAACGAGGAUAAACUCCGACGGUGCAAACAUGAGACCACGCCACCACGUGGUCUCCGUGAGUUCUACUCCUUAACUCGAUCACACCACAUCAUGAUGUUUCCACGUGAUCUGCACCACCACAUUCACACGAGCACACCAAAUCACGCUGUCUCCAAGUGAUCCGUGUUACCACAUUCUUAACUUCACACAGGCACACCACAUGUCCGCUCCAGCAAUUAAUCAUGCAACCUCACAAGGUCUCCACAUGAUCCAACAAGAAUUGAUGCAACGCCCGAGAUGUACAUACCUCCAUCACGCUCCACCAACACACAUAGGCCUUAAGCCAUGUCAUAUAUCAUAUACACUACCCACAUAUGCUUCCAGGCAAUGCAAACACCCACAUACAAGUCUAAAUCAUAAUACACCAUAUUCCUUUUAGCAACCUAUGAGUAGAUCUAGGUGUUCACAUAUUACAAUACAAUAUAUAUAUAUAUAUAUGUAUAUAUGUGAUAUAGUUCACUUAUCAAAAAUAUGUGUAUGCUUAUAGAUAACACGUAGGUAUGAAUGUUGCCAAUAGAAACUCUCACUAUGAAGCGAGAAUGAAACCAAAUCUACAAGAGAAAGGAUUGGUGCUACCACCUUGGCCUUAGAUCUGCCAAGGGAAGGGAAGGAAGAAGCCGAUCAACAACAUAAGGCUUUCAUUAAACCAGAUCUACAAGAGAAAUGAUUGGUGCUACCACCAAAAGAACUGGGAAGAGAGAUCUAAGAUAAAAGAGAAAAUGAGAUGGAGAAAACGAGAACUAGGGUUCCUUACCUUUCUGGUGACCAGAUCUAGAGAGAAGACAAGAAAGAUCUAGAAAACGAGAUAUAUUGGUUAGUUGUGGUGGAUCUCCAAUGGCUUGGAUUCAUCUCAAUUAGCACGAGAAUACUCAAAGGAGACCACGACACGACAGCAAACUACAAUCUUCUCCUUUAAUUAGACUCAUGCAAAUAUUACAACAUUAUAGAUUCAAAUAUAGUAGAGUCGUGGAACACAUAACUCAAAGAAUCAUGUUAGUUCUCUAUAAUGUUCAUGUUCAAGUAUGGUGUCACAUCUGAAUUUGAAAUUAAAUUAUUCAAUAUA
Molecule: messenger RNA, 3784 nt
Organism: Brassica napus (rape)
Lineage: Eukaryota; Viridiplantae; Streptophyta; Magnoliopsida; Brassicales; Brassicaceae
Product: UPF0481 protein At3g47200-like
Exons: 1
Coding region: 501-2000 (499 amino acids)
Source: RefSeq, a predicted model, not a curated record